AUGUCCAACAACAACAUUCAUUUGGAUGCCUUGUGUUACAUUGAUGGUGUCGAAUGGAGUGUUCGGCAUCCACUCGGAAGCCAAACGACCGCACCUGCUGAAAUAGAUGUAGAGUCUUUUUCAUCAUCGGCAAUGAGUCCAGAACAAGAGGCUUAUCGGCAAUUUCAGGCAAAGAUACUCCAACGACAAAUUGACCACAUGAUUGAAGAGGAAAUGAACAAGGAUGUAUCACCAGCAACCAAACAACAAGUAUCAUCAUCGGAAAGUAAUGUCGAGAAGAAGGAUGAAUUAUUGCAUCCACAGAUUGGUCCAAAUUAUGUUCCUUCAUUCACCCAUUCAAAAUUAGGCUUGGCUGAACAUUUCAAAAAGAUGAUGCAUCAAGAACAAUUUAUUCCCUUUUUGAACGAAGAAGAGAAGGAGCAAUAUUUGGAGAAUAUCAAAAGAAAUGAACCAUUGUACUAUUAUCAUACACUUGUAAAUAUGGAAUUAACCAAAGCAUUCGGAGAGGAUACACUACGAAAAACAAUCGAAACUUAUCAAAAACAAAUCAAAUUAUUGGAACGAGAAAAAUCAGCUCUAUUACAUGAAAUUGAAACUGUGAAUAAGAAACGAAAACGUGAACAAUUCGACAUUAAGCACGAAUUCGAUCGACUCUCGGAAAAGAACUCACAAACCUCUCAUUUGAUUUUCAAAUUGCAACGAGAAUGUUCUGAAUUAGCUGCUCUCAACAAGAAAAUCAAACAAGACAGACAACCAUCAUUGACACCACAAGCACACACUACCACUGCUGAUGAAUAA
Molecule: messenger RNA, 798 nt
Organism: Naegleria fowleri
Lineage: Eukaryota; Heterolobosea; Eutetramitea; Acrasida; Naegleriidae
Exons: 1
Coding region: 1-798 (265 amino acids)
Source: RefSeq, a predicted model, not a curated record